AUGGCCCACGAGUGCCCACUGUCCCCACGGGUGCCAACUGUCCCCAGGUGUGAUGGCAGAAAAGGCGUCGUGGAUCCCCCUGCUCAGGACAGUUGCAGUGGGUCCCCAGUGUCCCUACCGGUGGUAUCGGGGUGCCGCCAGCAGCAGGUGGCUGUGUCCCUGGGGCAGAGACCGAGGUGUGCCCUGGGCCGGUCCCCAGUGCAGGAGGACCCGCGGGGGAUGAGGACCCGCGGGGGAAGAGGACCCGCGGGGGAUGAGGACUCGCGGGGGAUGAGGACUCGCGGGGGAAGAGCAGCUGCCCGGGCGCACUCCGGGACUCCGUCCCGUUCCCUGUGCAAACUCAUGCCCGGUGCGGACCCGACCCUGGGCAGACCGGAUCGUGAUGGGGACCCGUGCCGGUACAGACCGGAGCUCGGCGCAGACCCACCCCGGCAGGCGCCGUCCGACCCGGCACAAACGGUUAACAUCGCAGGGGCCGAAAUCUGGCUCCUCCCGGUACCUCCCCGCGCCCGGCCCCGGGCCCGGCGGGGCCGCCCAGUCCUAGUCCAGCUCCAGCCCCGUCCUCCGGCACCGCCCAGGCUCCCUGCACCGGCCGGGGGCACCGGGGGCACCGCCGGAACCAGCAGCACUGGGGCACGGCGAGCAACAGAAGCACCGGGAGCAUCGGAGACAGCAGGGGUGUGGGAGGCACCGGGAGCACCGGGAGCACCGGGAGCACCGGGAGCACCGGGAGCACCAGGAGCACCGGCACCCCGGCCCCGCACCAUGAUCUGCGGCAAGAAGGCUCGUCCCGCCGCCGAGCAGCCCCGCUCCCCGCUGUAUGGCCCCGGUGGCUCCCGCCGGCCCGGCAGAGCCUUGAAGAAAAUGGGUCUGACGGAGGAUGAGGAUGUCCAGCGGAUGCUGCGGGGGUCGCUGCUGCGGAAGAUCAAGGCCCGGGGGGUGCCCAGGGAGCGUCUGUUCCGGCUGCAGGAGGACGGAGCCACCGUCUGCUUCGAGGGACGCUUCAGGGGAGCUCACUCCCUGCGGAGCUUCUCGGUGCUGCACGUGGAGGGGGUGCGUGAGGGGCACCAGUCAGAAGGCCUACGCAAGUACGGUGCCACCUUCCCCGAGUGCCACUGCUUCACCAUCGUCCUCAAGGGCAAGCUCAAGAACCUGGACCUGGCUGCCCGGGGCGAGGAGGAUGCCCGCCACUGGGUGCAGGGCCUCACCAAGCUGAUGGGAAGGCUGCAAGCCAUGAGCCAAGCCGAGAAGCUGGACCACUGGAUCCAUGGGGUCCUGCAGCGAGCGGACAGGAACAAGGACAAUAAGAUGUCCUUCCGGGAGGUGAAGAGCAUGCUGAGGAUGAUCAACAUCGACAUGGAUGAUGGCUACGCCUACAGGCUCUUCAGGGAGUGCGACCGCUCGGGCAACGAGCGGCUGGAGGGCCGGGAGCUGGAGGAGUUCUGCCGGCGGCUGCUGCGGCGCCCGGAGCUGGAGGAGCUCUUUGGGCAUUACUCGGGCGAGGACCUUGUCCUGUCCGCCGAGGAGCUGCAGGACUUCCUGCGGGACCAGGGCGAGGAUGCCAGCCUGCGCCAGGCGCGGUCCAUCAUCCGCGCCCACGAGCUGAACGAGAAGGCCAGGCAGCAGGACCUGAUGAUGCUGGAUGGCUUCAUGAUGUACCUGCUCUCGUCCGCCGGUGACAUCCUCAACCAGGAGCACACCAAGGUGCACCAGGACAUGAGCCAGCCCCUGUGCCACUACUUCAUCUCCUCCUCCCACAACACCUACCUGACCCGCAACCAGAUCGGGGGCACCAGCAGCACCGAAGCCUACAUCAGGGCGCUGAUGUCCGGCUGCCGCUGUGUGGAGCUGGACUGCUGGGAAGGCUCCGACGGGGAGCCCAUCGUGUACCACGGCCACACCCUCACCUCCAAGAUCCUCUUCCGUGACGUCAUCGAGAGCAUCCGCGACUAUGCCUUCAAGCAAUCGCCCUACCCUGUCAUCCUGUCCCUGGAGAACCACUGCGGGCUGGAGCAGCAGGCCACCAUGGCUCACCACAUGAGAGUCAUCCUGGGGGACAUGCUGCUGGCACAGCCACUGGAGGGGCAGGACCCCCACAGCCUCCCGUCCCCGGAGCAGCUGAAAGGGAAGGUCCUGGUGAAGGGCAAGAAGCUGCCAGAGCCAUGGCAUGAGCCCCAGGGUAUCACCUCCCUUCCGGAACCUGAGGACGAGGAAGAGGAGGAGGAGGAGGAGGAGGAAGAGGAGAGGUUUCAGGAGAGAAGCAGGCGGCAGUCCUCCCAGGCACUGCAGGAGAUCAGACCUUUGCAGGCCAAGGAUGCGUCACAGGUGGCCCCAGAGCUGUCAGCCCUGGUGGUGUACUGCCAGGCUGUGCCCUUCCCCGGCCUGGCCCAUGCCCUGCGCCACCCCCAGCCCUGGCAGAUGUCCUCCUUCAGCGAGAGGAAGGCUCGGAAGCUCAUCAAGGAGGCAGGCGCGGCGCUGGUCCGGUACAACGCCCAACAGCUCAGCCGCAUCUACCCGCUGGGGCUGAAGAUGAACUCCUCCAACUACAACCCCCAGGAGAUGUGGAACGCUGGAUGCCAGCUGGUGGCGCUCAACUUCCAGACGCCAGGCUACGAGAUGGACCUGAACGCAGGACGCUUCCUGGGCAACGGCCGCUGCGGCUACGUGCUGAAGCCUCCCUGCCUGCGCUGCCCCCCCGGGCAGGGCUCCCGCAGCCUGCUGCUGCACGUCAGGGUGAUCUCGGCGCAGCAGCUGCCCAAGCUGCACCGGGAGAAGGGCAGCUCCAUCGUGGACCCUUUCGUGCGGGUGGAGAUCCAUGGUGUGCCAGCUGACUGUGCCAGGCAGCAGACCCACCACAAGCUCAACAAUGGCUUCAACCCGCGCUGGGAGGAGACUCUGAGCUUCCAGCUGCGGGUGCCCGAGCUGGCCCUGCUGCGCUUCGUGGUGGAGGACUACGACACCACCUCCUGCAACGACUUCGUGGGGCAGUUCACCCUGCCCCUGGGCAGCGUCAGGCAAGGCUACCGGCACAUCCACCUGCUCUCCAGGGCGGGGGCGUCCCUGUCCCCUGCCACGCUCUUCGUGCACAUUCGAUGCCAGAGCCUGUGAGGACCCCGCUGGAAGGAUGCUGUGCCCCGUGCUGGGGACAAGCACUUGCUCCUCCUUGGGGUGGGCACCCUCCUGAGCCGGAGCCACUCCAGUCCCCGCGUGGGGACAGCCUGGGGACACCGCUCGCCUGGCCACGGUGACAGCAGGGCUGGUUGGGGCACCCAAGGAGGUAGGGGACCCCUUCCAUGUGCCAAAGUGCCACCCCACUGCUGGGCCCUGUGCCCAGCUAGUCCUCUCCCUGGCGGUGAGCCCAAGGGGACAGAGCUGCUGUGACAACCAGGACAGAGUGGCUGAAUCACUGAAAGCCCAGAGCAGCCCCGGGCGGGUGCCAUGGGUGACAGCAGCUCCCAAACUCCACCACCCCCAGACCCACCCCGGGCUGCAAGGACAGUGCCAGCACCACCUGCAGAAUGGCAGGGGUCGGAGGGGACCUCUGGGGAUCACAGAGUCUAACCCCACUGCCAAGGCAGGGACACCAUGAGAAGGGCACCCAGGAACACCUCCAGGUGGGGUUGGAAUCUCUCCAGAGAAGGAGACUCCAAAGCCUCUCUGGGCAGCCUGCUCCAGGCCUCCAGCACCCUCACAGGAGUUCCUCCUCAUGCUUAGAUGGAACUUCCUCGGCUCAAGGUCCCCGAGGGGACUCUGCCACCAUGCAGUGCC
Messenger RNA from Pogoniulus pusillus (Red-fronted tinkerbird), 3768 nucleotides. RefSeq names its product phospholipase C delta 3 (gene PLCD3). NCBI's taxonomy places the organism in Eukaryota, Metazoa, Chordata, Aves, Piciformes, Lybiidae. The record is from RefSeq and is a predicted model, not a curated record. The transcript is spliced from 17 exons. Gene Ontology annotation, biological process: lipid metabolic process; phosphatidylinositol-mediated signaling; release of sequestered calcium ion into cytosol. The coding region runs from base 1 to 3108 and encodes 1035 amino acids. Gene Ontology annotation, molecular function: calcium ion binding; phosphatidylinositol-4,5-bisphosphate phospholipase C activity.